AUGCCAGAUUCACUGUCAGUCUCAAGCUGGGCAAGCAGUCUCGAGCGAGAUACGGCACCCACUUCUCCAGAGCUAUCCACUAUACUUUCGUUCGAUGGUGACAGAAAGAAGAAACCGACCAAGACUAAACGCAAGCAACUAUGUGCUUGCGACUCCUGCAGAUUGCGUCGGGUCAAAUGUGUCAGAGAGCCCGGCGAAAGCAUCUGUGUGGAAUGUCAGAAGAAGGGUAUUGCGUGCACGAGCAUCUAUGUUUCCAACAAGCUACCAAAGACAGCUCGUGCUGGCAAGCGCAUACAUCAGGCUCGCGUUCUAUAUGGCGAGCAGCGUACAGAUAGCUUCGGUCUGAGCGACUCCGACACGGGCAUCUCUAUGCCUAGCGAAAGCGCCUCGAUGCUAGCCUCUCAUUUGCUUGACGUCUAUUCGAGCACGGUGCACGCACGUUUCCCUUUUGUUGACUUUGCUCGUCUGCACAUGGAGUUCGAAGGCGCCAAUCGCAACGUUGCCGAAAUGGGCGACAGCGAGGCGCUCUGCGUCGUCGUUCAGGCAGUCGCGGCACGCUAUUCAGACUCGGCAAGCAUCAUAGGGGAGGGUCCUCGUCUAUCAUCGCUGUCUGGUCACGAGUCCAUCUCGCUAGCACAAUACGGGCUCGCCCGCGAGACUUUUGUCGACCUCAUGGGCAGUCGCGCGAUGCGAAUCAUCGACAGUAAAGGCACGAUGCACACUCCUUCGAUCGAAAACGUCUGCGCUCUGUUCCUCUUGCAGAACCUGAUUGAGAAUGCACCUACUCCUGGGCGCCGUCACAAAGCGAGGCAUUACUCUGCAGCGCUCAUAGAGAUGCUUCGAGCACUGGCAGAGACCAGCGCAGUCGCAGACAGUAUCUCGACAGCAGAAGGCGAUACGCAGGCAAGGCUCGAGCGUGAAGCUCGUUUCGUCAGCAACGGGCAAGCAUUUUGUCAUGUUCUGUUGCACGACGCGCUUCAGGCCGCGUAUUUUGGCCGUCCCUGUCAACUAUCAAGCAGCGACAUUUCUUUUUUCUGUCCUUGGCUCGUUACCACCGAUCUGGCGCAAGUCCGCGCAGACAUUGCGAACAACGGCAGACCGCCAACAUUGACGUGCGCCGCGACGAUCUUUGGCUCAGUCGCUAUGCUGGCUCGUGCUUUUUGCGAGCAAGUAUCCGGCCCUGUGGCUCGGCGCGAUGGCGGUCUGAAGAUCGAGUUCAUCAGGUCGUUCUACGAAGAAGCCGAUCAAUGCUUCACAUUCUUCGAGAUCUGUCAGCUACGUUGGCGCGAGCUUUACCCGGACUUUCGCGUCGCAUUCGAUACUUGGAUCCGGACUUGCAACUUCUGCCUAGCUGCCCUCGUUGCAGUCACGGACGAGAUGCUCAUUCGUGUCGCUGCCAACCGUCGUGCAUCAGGCGCGUCAGAGUCCGAUCCCGUAACGAUCGAAUUAGACGACCUCAUACUCGAAUCUGCCGCUCGUACUUUCGCCUUCAGUCGAUACGCUGCGAAGGCAUUACAGAACAAUGAUUUUGAUCCUGCUUGCACGCCUCUCGGCGGCGAUGUCUGCAUCUGCCUCGUCCGCUUUGCUCGGCACGUACUCAAGACACCGCUUGCUCACGAAGGAGGCCCAUCUGAUUACACUGCAGCUGAAAGGACUGCUCUGGCCACUCAGUUCCUAGAUGGUCUGAAGAAGCUAGGCUGGCAACGAGGUGAAGCGGGGGAGCACGUCGAAGCUCUGACGGCCGAGAUCGAGGCCAUAGACUUUCCUCAUUACGAAGAGCAUCAGCUCGCUGCGCCUCUGCUCAGCUCUGAUACGCUGCCUGAUCUAUUCUCACUAGAACUCAACCUUGAUGCCAAUCACGGAGAGGCUCAAGAGGAACGUGAUUCGUACUUCCCCAAUAUGCCGUUUCCGAACUUCUCCAGCUUUGCAUAUGACGCAACAUCCGCAGAUUCUCACGACAUAUAUCAGCAGACGGAUCAAGUUUCGCCCGAUCAGCUACCUCGUCUCAGUCUGACGAUACCCAACCUGAUACAAUUCGAUGACAAUGACUCGACGCCGCGCGUUCCGUGGCCUGCUCAGGGUCUCGAGGAUACAUAUCGCUCGCAAGAUGCUCAAGAAACUUACUCUCGCAUUCAAGACUGGACAUCGCUUUGCUCCAUACCGGGCAUGGAGACGAUCGAGCAUCACUCGCCCAUUGAUCAGCUCGAUCUGGACGGCGACUAUUUCGAAAGUUCGCACCCAUACGAUUAUUAG
Mixia osmundae IAM 14324 is the source of this 2253-nucleotide messenger RNA. RefSeq lists its product as uncharacterized. The record is from RefSeq and is a predicted model, not a curated record. The transcript has 3 exons. The coding region runs from base 1 to 2253 and encodes 750 amino acids. Gene Ontology annotation, molecular function: zinc ion binding; DNA-binding transcription factor activity, RNA polymerase II-specific. NCBI's taxonomy places the organism in Eukaryota, Fungi, Basidiomycota, Mixiomycetes, Mixiales, Mixiaceae. Gene Ontology annotation, biological process: regulation of DNA-templated transcription.